UGUUGCUCUUGUCAAACUUCGUGGGUCUUUAAAACCGUCAGGAGGAGCUAGCAGGUAGACUUAGCUAGCUCCACAUUCUUUACCAUAUUAUUCCUGAACAUCAUGUUAGUUUUAGGAUCAAAAUAUCUUGAGUUACAAAACAUUAGUUUUGUACAAUUAGCGUUUGCUCAAGUGUUGUGUUUUUUGGUGAGGGAGAUAGACGGAUCCACAACAUGUCUUGGAUGAAGUGCUACACUUCUCUGCCCCUGACAGCAGGUUUCCUGUUUAUAGGCCUCCCGUACUCCUUCUGUAUAGUUGCUCAGUGGCUUUAYGGCUGGCCCACUAAGCCUGGCUAUAAAAAAUACAUAGAAGCUCUAAAACCAAGGCGGGUUUACUGUUUGACCAUCGCUACGUUGGAUAUUCUCAAAUACCUCCAAUAUGGAAGACUGUACUUUCAGCUGAAGUCAUGGUAUAAAAAUGAAGAUAACAGGAACCUUUACAAAAAGGGCAUCAUUUUUGGACGCAGAGGCAACAAGCUGGACUUGUACCGCCCUUUAARUAUGAACAAACCUGAAAAUGGGCCGACACCGCUGGUGGUUUUUAUCUAUGGAGGUGCAUGGGGCUCUGGAGAAAGAUCCACCUACUGUUUACUGUCCAAGCAGAUGGCUGAUGAACUGAACACGACUGUCGUUUGUCCAGAUUAUAGCAUUUAUCCAAAGGGAAAUGUUUUAGGAAUGGUCCAAGACAUUGCUGACUGUCUGCUUUGGGCCCAAGAAAAUGGACAGAGGUUCAACUUUGAUAAAGACAACAUAGUUUUAAUUGGUCAUUCAUCAGGUGCACAUCUGUGUGCGCUGACCACGUURUUUCUCAUUGAGCAAACAGAGGAGCUGUUCAUAGAGUCAAAGACACAACAACACAUGACUUCAUCCAUAAGAGGAAUUAUUGGUCUGAGUGGUGUUUACAACAUCCUGGACCAUUAUGAGCACGAGCAGACGCGUGGAGUGGAAUACGUCUCCACGAUGCACAAAGCCAUGCGUGGAGUGGAAAAUUUCCCUUACUACUCCCCAACGCACUUACUGAAGGAGUUCAGCGCCGACGAGCUCAGUCGAGUUCCUCCGUUCGCUUUGCUUCACGGGACGAGUGACAUCGUUGUUCCGGUGAAAUCCAGCACCAAGUUCUCCGAGCUCCUCACCUCGCUGUCCGUGAAGGUGUCGCUCUACCUGCUUCCUGGAGUCAGCCACAGCGGGAUCGUCACCGACCUCAUGCUGUCAGACAGGCGCUUCUACCACCCCAUCUUCAGCUGCAUCAAGCAGGAGUUCAGGAAACUUCAGAACACCUGCUGAAAACAAAAAACAUUAGCCAUCAUUAGUGAUUUUACAGUAUUUAUUAAAUGUGAGCAAAGUGAUGUUUUAUACUUAAAUUAAUGGGAUAAUUGUUGUCGAACCAUUUUAAUAAUGUCUUGGCGAGAGCAAAAAUAGUAAACGUUUAAUUUUCCAAGCUUAGCUGAAAUGUGCAAA
This is a messenger RNA of Austrofundulus limnaeus, 1496 nucleotides long. Its product is annotated as probable isoprenylcysteine alpha-carbonyl methylesterase ICMEL1. Lineage: Eukaryota; Metazoa; Chordata; Actinopteri; Cyprinodontiformes; Rivulidae. The coding region runs from base 213 to 1322 and encodes 369 amino acids. The record is from RefSeq and is a predicted model, not a curated record. Gene Ontology annotation, molecular function: arylformamidase activity. The transcript has 9 exons.